CCAAUCCCCCAAGGGUUCCUCUCCUCUCCUCCAGCAGAACAACAAUUUCCUCUCACACCUCCCCCUCUCUCCCUACCUCUCUCUGCUACCACGCCAUCCUUCUUCGCAGCCAUGUACCGCUCGAUGUGGGCCCACCCGACGCCUCCGGCCAGGCCUCAGCGGUGCCAAGAGACUUGGGCUCGACUCCUCACUCCUCUGACCCUCUGGAUAUGUGUUUCGGUGAGUCUCCGAUACGGGUACUAUGGCGACCGCCGGAUGGAACUUGGGCCGAGCUCGUCGCGAUUGAUGAAGGCUAGUGCCGUGUUUGUCAAACAUGUUGAAGUGAGAGACGUUGACAGGAAAGGGGUUUCUCUCUACGCUUUCUCGGAGGAGCCUAAAUUGAACCCCCAAUCAAAUUGGAGCGUGCACGAUUACUUGAUUCUUGGAUCAUACAAUCGCAAGGGAUUUUCCUUCUGGUUGAACAAGGGUUCAAGUUUGUCCAUGAAAUUGGAAGCUCAUGCUACUAUCUUAAAUCAACUACAAGUUGUUAUGCUUAAAGGGGAACAAAACGUCGAAAUAUUGCAGCCGGAACAAACAAGUUCUCAGGACAGCCUCGCCCUCAAUGAACCCAAAAUCGGUAAAGAAGCUGAGUACAAUAUUGAGGAAGAUGACAAGUACUACCUUGAAUUCAUAAACACAGAUCCCAGGAGCCUAAUUGCAUUAGUGAAUGUAAGUGUUUCAUCAACGAUGUAUGAUGUUACGAAAGCUAAGGACGUCUGUUCAACAACGAAGGGGUCUUGCCGGCUCAGCCUCGUAUUCCCCAAUACUCACUAUGUCAUACUAACAACACCUAACAAUGGAGAUCUUGGUGAAUGGUACAUCGAGCUUUCAUUUGUGGCUCGCGUAGUAACCUACAUUGCGAUUUUAGGGUUUAUUGUGGUGGUUAUUUUUCUGAUACUGAAAUACCUUGGAGCCUGUGAUGGUGAGGAUCGUACUUUAGUUGAAACAGCAGUGGAAGAAGUUAACGAGACUUACCCUAUAGUGCCGCAGAAGACGAUUCUUCGACAGACAUACGGGACAAAUGAAGAAGAUGAAGAUUCAGGAGCUUCUAGUAGCUCCUCGGAGGAAUUAUACGACGAAAAAUUAUGCGUAAUCUGUUACGACGAGCAGCGCAAUUCCUUCUUCGUUCCUUGUGGUCAUUGUGCCACUUGCUAUGACUGUGCUCAAAGGAUCAUGGACGGGGAGAAUAAGGUGUGUCCAAUGUGCAGAAGGCUGAUUCACAAAGUGAGAAAAUUGUUCAACCCCUGAAGCCAAGGUCUGUGAAGUUUUGUGAUUAGUGUGAUUGAGAGGAUCUUAUUUUUUGGGUGUGGAAAGAGAAUAGUUGUAUAUGUACAGAAUGAGUGCCAUUAAACUCUAACUUAUAUGCAAAAAUCCACUGCCUUACUGUUCAAUAAACACACGGAGAUUUUCUUUUUCGGAUCAAACCGCGUGGAAGAGAGCGAUUCGGGUGCAGUUUAUUUACCAGCAAACACUGGAGCAUGGAGAAGAAGCUGUCUAGUGAACUCGAAUGGUGAUUGCCUCAUGUUUUUGAAAAUUUCAAUCACUUGCAGAGUUGUGUAUAAAUUCUUCUGUCUUCCUUGAGAAGAAAGAACCCCCAAUGAGGGUGCAAUAAUGAAGAUUAAUUUUAUGGGAAA
This is a messenger RNA of Pyrus x bretschneideri (Chinese white pear), 1673 nucleotides long. RefSeq names its product E3 ubiquitin-protein ligase APD2. The record is from RefSeq and is a predicted model, not a curated record. The coding region runs from base 112 to 1287 and encodes 391 amino acids. Lineage: Eukaryota; Viridiplantae; Streptophyta; Magnoliopsida; Rosales; Rosaceae. The transcript has 8 exons.